Molecule: messenger RNA, 770 nt
Organism: Acaulospora morrowiae
Lineage: Eukaryota; Fungi; Glomeromycota; Glomeromycetes; Diversisporales; Acaulosporaceae
Source: the annotation of a GenBank genome assembly
GUUUUUAUCCUGGUCAUGUCAAUACAAAGGGUAAAGGGCAUAAUAACUUGGAAAGCUCUCCUUCUUUAAACACUACAGAUAUCAAAAAGAACCAUCAAUAUCCGACUUAUCCUUACAAUGAUACCUCAUUUGCGUUCGGCGACGAAAAUUACGUUGCAUGGGGUUCAGAUCAUCAAGUACCCGUGUCAAAGGAAGAAAUAGAAAAUAUUUUCAUUGAUUUGGCCAAUAAAUUUGGUUUUCAAAAAGAGAGCAUGCGCAACAUGUACGUUCACCUCAUGUGUAUGUUAGACUCGAGAGCUUCGCGAAUGCCUCCAUCUCAGGCUUUGUUAACUCUUCAUGCUGAUUACAUUGGUGGAGAAAAUGUUAAUUAUCGGAAGUGGUACUUUGCCACUCGUAUGGACAUGGAUGAUGAUUUGGCCGAUGCAAGAAGUGGAAAAUAUACUCCAGAUCUGAAAGGAGAUAAUCUCAAAGAAAAAUGGAAUCAGCGAAUGAAUCAGAUGUCACACGAAUGCUUGUGCUUUUUAUUUAAGCUUGCUGACGAUUACGCAAAGAGUCCUGAUUGUAAGUCAAAGGUUCAACCCAUUCCUGAAGGAGAAUAUCUGCGAAGCAUUGUGACUCCACUGUAUCGUUACAUUCGUGAUCAGGGAUAUGAAGUAAUCGGAAAAAAAUUCGUCAAGAGGGAAAAAGAUCAUGCUGAAACGAUAGGUUAUGAUGAUAUUAAUCAAUUGUUUUGGUAUCCCGAAAGACUACAUCACAUACAUGGGAAAUGA